Cynoglossus semilaevis (tongue sole) is the source of this 3395-nucleotide messenger RNA. RefSeq names its product septin 9b (gene septin9b). The transcript has 12 exons. The record is from RefSeq and is a predicted model, not a curated record. Gene Ontology annotation, molecular function: GTP binding. Lineage: Eukaryota; Metazoa; Chordata; Actinopteri; Pleuronectiformes; Cynoglossidae.
GUUCGCCCCUGUCCAAAUGCAGUGAUAAUUUCUCCUUUAAGAAAGUUGUGGGCUGGACAUUAUUUGUUGAAUUUUUCUUCAGAAUUGACAGGAGUUUCCUUUGAAAGUCAGAGAAGACAGAGAAGUGAUAUUUGAUGACCAAAAAGAUGUCAGACUCUGGUGUCAAUCCACACUUGGAGGGGAUUAUUUCUGAUUUUGAAGCUCUGAAGAGGUCAUUCGAGGUGGAGGAUGUUGACACUUCUGCCCAUUCUUCCCCCGGUUCCCGCCGGACAACUGGCGGUCCUCACCGUAAUGCCAUGUCCCCUACCAGCAUCUACUACCGAGACCUGGGCACCGCCGCCAACAACAACAACGUCAACUACACUCAGCCUCGCUCCAUCAUGGGCGGCGGGGGACCCAGGACCCCUGAGCCUGUGUCGAGGCGUUCUGAACUCUCCAUCGAUAUCUCGCCGUCGUCCAGCAGGCAGGCGGACGGCAUCUCCAGCCCUGCUUCGGCUCGCCUCGUCACCAACAGUGUCCUGAAGCGCCCUGAUGUUCUGGGUCACUCCAAGCCCCCAGAGGCGAGCCAUAAGAGGGAGGUGACGUUCGCCAAAGCUCCCACUGAUUCUCCGGUGACCCGACGCAACGACGGCCACACUAACAACGGGACCAGUCGGACCACAGACCAGAAUCAUGUCCGCAGUCCUGGGGAUGUACGUAAACCAGAUAUCAGCAUUACCAGACCUCCGCCCGAGAACAAUGGCCACCAUCUACCAGUGCACCACCCACAUCACCCCAACCCACACCACAACACCAUCGUGACCACCAUCCGCUGCUCUUCACCCAGCCAUCCCGGACGCAAGUCCCCGAACCCUGACAGGUCAGAGGUCAAUCUUAGUCACAGCAUGUCGGAGUCCAAGCCCCACCACCCCAGUCCUCAGGUCAAGGGGGACAAGAGCAACGACAGCGACUUCACCUACGUGGGCAUCGAUGCCAUCCUGGAGCAGAUGAGGAGGAAGGCCAUGAAACAGGGGUUUGAGUUCAACGUCAUGGUUGUCGGUCAAAGUGGUCUGGGUAAAUCGACUCUAAUGAACACCCUGUUUAAAUCCAAGGUGAGCCGUAAAUCUGUUCAGCCCAAACCCGAGGAGAGGAUUCCCAAGACCAUCGAGAUCAAGUCCAUCAGUCACGAUAUUGAGGAGAAAGGAGUGAGAAUGAAGCUGACUGUAAUUGACACUCCAGGAUUUGGAGAUCAGAUCAACAAUGAAAACUGCUGGCAGCCCAUCAUGAAGUUCAUCAAUGACCAGUACGAAGCCUACCUGCAGGAGGAGAUCCACAUAGACAGGAAGAAGAGGAUCCCAGACUCCAGAGUCCACUGCUGCAUUUACUUCAUUCCUCCCACAGGCCACUGUCUCUCCGACUUGAAUGUGUUUUGACUGAGUGAGUUGAAAAUAGUAAAUAUAAUUUUUCUGUUGCCCAUCUGCUCUGACAUCAUGUCUCCUGCCGCCGUGUUCUACUGUCUACAGAUCAGAGAAGAACUGCGAGCCAAUGGGAUCGACGUCUACCCUCAGAAGGAGUUUGACGAGGAUGCAGAGGACAGGAUGAUCAACGACAAAAUCAGGGAAAUGAUCCCUUUUGCUGUAGUGGGCAGCGACCAGGAAUACCAGGUGAACGGGAAGAGGAUUCUGGGAAGGAAAACAAAGUGGGGCACCAUAGAGGUUGAGAAUAUUGCACAUUGUGAGUUUGCCUACCUACGAGACCUGCUCAUCAGGACACACAUGCAGAACAUCAAAGACAUCACAGGCAGCAUCCACUAUGAGACGUACCGCGUCCGCAGGUUAAACGAAUCCAACGGCCAUUUCACAGUGGAGCCCAAAGCCAACGGUCAGCCCACGGAGCUGCCCGCCGUCCUGCAGAACAAUGGGGUGGCCGCCCAGCUUGAAGUCCUGUCCCACGAGAUGUAGACACUCCUGUGUGCGGACGACGUACUCGCACAUACCGUUUGUUUACAUGAUCACGAACCACACGUACACACUUUUUAAAAAGUGACUGCAUCACCACAACGUUAUCAGGUUCAGGACACAGGACUCAGGGUAAACGGUUCAUUCUGAGGUUCUUGUUUGUCUUUAAAUCAUUAUCACAGUCUUCACGACAGAACGGCAAAAAAAUCCACAACACAAAUGACAGUACAUUCAGGGCUGCUUCACCAUGUACCACUGGUGCUGAAGGCUGGGUACAAAACAUGACAACAAUAGUCAGCUUCAGUUCCUGUGUUUACUCUUAGAGCAUCUGCAGCCGCGAGAACAAACAUUUGAAAGAAGGAACAGAUCAGAAUAAUCACAGCGUGGUUCCAGAUCAGCCCUGAACAAAACUGUUGGAGCCACUGCUCUGUAUUGUAAUGUGGUGUAUAGUCCUGUAUAGACCCGAGUGAUGUAGUAAAGUAGGUUAAUAAUAUAAUGGAGGAAGUGAACAUGUUGCAGACACCUCUGCACUGCCAAUGAAAACCAAAGUAGUCGCAGUGAAGAGAAGAGACGAGAAGAUCUGGGUAGAAAAAAAAUCAGAAAGAUUCCUCUGGCGUUGAUUUCUUUUUUUUGUCAUGUUUUUAAAAGUGUAUUUGCCAAAUGACCCUGUGUGUUUCUAUGUAAUGCCAAUAUUGUGUAACAGUCAUACCUUUCAUUUUUACAUCGCUCAUUUACUAUUGUAUUUUUUAUUGCUCUUGUUCUGGCUCUAACCUUGUCGUGUGGGGAUGUGGCGGCGGCGGAGGAACGUGUGCGUUUGUGGAACCGUUUAACCAGUUGUUGUUUUUUGUUUUUGUUUUAGUUUUUUUCUCACCAUAAACCAAAUAAAAGUGAUUUUGUCUUCGGUUCUUAAGAAAAGCACAUGCAGUAUAUAGAGUUGAUUUAUGAAUAGGUAUUUAUGUUGUCGUUGUUCAGUGUGAAGAGCAGAAAUCCACUCGUCAUUCCAACCUCCAGACGUCUUGUUCUUCUUCUUGGUUUUUGUGUAGCUGCACUCAUUUAAAUAAGUCACUGCUGGCUCGCUGCUGCCCCUAGAGUUAACCUGCUAGUGAAGUGGUCCGUGUUUGUCUAACUCAGCAGCGGUGUCUACCCGACAACCUCUCGUCUGACGAGGACAGUUUAGUCAGUCUGUGUAACCGACCUGAAACCACAACCUUAAACACACGUUAUUUACCCUGAUUACAAACAUCCAACGUUGGUUUUUAAUGCUAAAAAAAUGUUCCAUACAUGUGAAAAAAAUCUAAAUUUCCCUUUUGUCCAUAGAAAAAAAUAACAACAUUGUAGUUGACACUCUGUUUACUGUUGUAAAGUUCCUGUGUAAUUUGUUAUGGUAUUAUAGAUGAUCACUUUAUCUUUGGUUUGAUAUCUCCAAGAAUAAAGACUGAUAUUUUUAUUGUUCCAACA